This is a messenger RNA of Clarias gariepinus (North African catfish), 2714 nucleotides long. RefSeq names its product 7-alpha-hydroxycholest-4-en-3-one 12-alpha-hydroxylase-like. Lineage: Eukaryota; Metazoa; Chordata; Actinopteri; Siluriformes; Clariidae. Bases 136 to 1677 code for a protein of 513 amino acids. Gene Ontology annotation, molecular function: sterol 12-alpha-hydroxylase activity; iron ion binding; heme binding. The record is from RefSeq and is a predicted model, not a curated record. The transcript has 2 exons.
GACAAGGGGUGGAGUCUGAGCUCAGUGAGUUUAAAUCAGUACAAGCAACAGGAACAGCUCAUACCACAUAUGCUGCUCUGAGAGAAAACAAAAGAGAGCGAGAGAGAAAGAAAGAGGGGAUAAAAUUUAAACACCAUGAGCGUUCUGCUGCAAAUUCUACUUGCUUUAAUUAUCUCUCUGCUUGGAGGACUUUACAUUCUUGGAGCCUUUCGCCAACGAAGGUCUGGAGAACCUCCUCUGGAUAAAGGUCCUCUCCCAUGGCUGGGACAUGUUCUGGAGUUCAGGAGGGACACUGCAAAGUUUCUGGAGAGGAUGAGAAAAAAGCAUGGGGAUAUUUUUACUGUGCAGCUAGGAGGGUUUUACUUCACCUUCAUCACAGACCCACAUUCUUUUGGCUCGGUGGUUAAAGAAGCCCGGAACAAACUGGACUUUAAUGAGUUUGCCAGGCUCCUGGUCAGGCGUGUUUUUGGCUACCAUCCCAUAGAAGGAGAUCAUAAGCUCAUUCAGGCUUCCAGCAACAAGCAUCUGAUGGGUGAAGGCCUGGUGGUGUUAACGCAAUCGAUGAUGAACAACCUGCAGAACCUCAUGCUGCACAGUAUCGGGUCUGGAGAUGAUAAAGAUGACAGGCUGUGGCACGAGGACGGGCUCUUUAUUUACUGUUACAACAUUGUGUUUCGUGCUGGAUAUCUGGCACUUUUUGGAAACGAAGUGGCAAGUACUUUAGAAAGUGUGGAUAAAGCAAAGGAGGUUGACCGAAAGGAAUCAAAUGAGCUCUUUCAUGAGUUCCGUAAAUAUGAUCAACUUUUCCCAAAGCUGGCCUACGGAGUUCUGGGACCAUCUGAGAAAAUGGAAGCAGAAAGGCUGAAAAGACUUUUCUGGAAAGUCCUUGCUGUGGAGAAAAUAAAGACCAAAGAGAACAUAAAUGACUGGGUGUCUGAAUCUCAUCAUGUGCGUGCUGAGCAUGGAGUGCCCGAAUCCAUGCUGGACAGAUACAUGUUCUUGCUCCUAUGGGCAUCCCAGGGUAACACUGGUCCUGCAUCAUUCUGGCUUCUCCUGUUCCUCAUGAAGCACCCAGAAGCCAUGGAGGCAGUGAAAAACGAGGUUGAUAAGGUCCUGCAUGAAACUGGACAGGAGGUGAGGCGUGGUGGUCCAUUGAUUAAUCUGACCCGAGACAUGCUGCAGAAAACUCCGGUUCUGGACAGCGCGGUAGACGAGAGUCUGCGCAUGACAGCUGCUCCCAUGCUCACACGAGCUGUAAUAGAAGACAUGACCCUGAAAAUGGACAACGGGCAUGAAUACAAGGUCCGCAAAGGUGACCGCGUGGCCCUCUUCCCUUACACUGCUGUCCAGAUUGACCCGGAGGUGCACCCUGAUCCACACACCUUUAAAUACAACCGCUUCCUCACACCUGAAGGUGGGAAAAAGGCCGAAUUCUACAAAGGAGGAAAAAAACUGAAGUACUACAACAUGCCGUGGGGUGCUGGGACCAGCAUGUGUCCCGGGAGGUUCUUUGCAGUCAACGAGCUCAAGCAGUUCAUCUUCCUCAUGCUUACAUAUUUUGACUUUGAGUUGAAAAACCCAGAUGAAGAGAUCCCAGAUAUUGAUGUAAGGCGUUGGGGAUUUGGGACGAUGCAGCCAACACGUGAAAUCCCAUUCAGAUAUAGACUCAGGUUUUAAAAUGUUCAUGUUAUUAACAUUCUACACUUUACCUGAUUGCUAAGUCAGGGAUGAUGAUUCUUUUUCCCCGCUUCUUCUUUUUCUUUCUAAUUAUUAUUAUUAUUAUUAUUAUUAUUAUUACAAUUUUGUUCUAUGAAAACCAUAGGUUUUGGAUGAAUAAAAAUGAUGUGAUUAUUAUUAUCAGCACUCUAGAUUUUUAUUAGGCAUAUUAUACAUGAAUGGAAGUACAACUAAAUGACAGUAGGUGAAGUAGAACUUGUGUUAAAAGAUCAAACACAUGCCCACACACACACAUUUCCCAAUACUGUGGUCAUGCAGCAAUUCUGCUUUUCACACACCACAGCAGUAACACUCACCUCCUAUCACUCGUCACACCUCAUUUUACUAAAACAACUAACAAAGGUUCUCCCUCAACAAGAUCAUGACCCCUGAGAAACACCAACAUUAGGAAUCAUUACAUGAUGGUCCUUUUGUAUUUGAUAUUAUAAAUAAAUUAAGUCUCCAUUUUAAAACAUUAUUUAGUCAGUACACACUAAAAAACGCUGGGUUGUUUUUUCUACCCCAGCGCUGGGUUGCCUCUGUUGAGUCAUUUUUCUGGGUUAUUUACAGAGAGUUGGGUAGUUUUUGUGUAACCCAGCUUCUGGGUUAAAGUUUGGUUGGCCCCUCCCCCAACUCUGGUGUAUUCAGCGUCUGUCAGCUUCGUGUCUCUCUUGAGCUCCCACACCGCUGAUGUCGGUUCAUCCCCCUCGUGCAUUUAAGGGAAAAUGACGUUAAAUACGAGGUUGGCACCAACAUGGUGGAAUACCUCCAUCAGGCUGAAGUGUCAGGGCCGUAUCCCUACUGUACAUCCUGACAUUGGGAGAUAAUGACCAGCGCUGCUCUCAGGCGUUCCUCAUUCUGGUGGUUUGAUUCAUUGUGUCAGAGGCAGCAGAAUCCCAUGUCGUUUUUUUCAACAAUGUGAACGUGACAGGCAAAAUUAUUAGUCAUGUUGUCAGUAGAAAAUCAUACUCAAUUUUAGUUAUUUAAAUUAUACUAAA